AUGGAGAGCGAACAACCCGAGUUGAAGUGGUCUGCACCAUUUGCCGUCGUCCCUCCCAUCAAAUCCGCCUCUAGAGACUUGCGCGGUGACAAGAUCCUGCUUCCCCAGUCUGCCCUCGAACAACUGCUUGCAGCGUCCCCGAGGCAACCCGCGCCCUCCAACUCGACCUUCACUUCCUACGAUCCCUUCAAUCCCUACGCGCGACAGCAGCAGAGUCUCUACCAUGAAACUUCCCAGCAACUGCCGAAUCCCUUGAUGUUUCGGUUGGUGAAUCAAAAGAAUGGAAAUGUGGUAUACGCCGGCAUCCGCGAGUUUUCCGCCGAGGAAGGGGAAAUUGCGCUGGGCCCCUAUCUCAUGGAUGCUCUAGGAUUACUUCCUACCGACUUUUCUGACAAGCUUUCCACCAAACAGCCAUCUGAUGUGACCUUUGACAUGGUCAUGGACACUCAACCACAGUUGACGGUGCACGCCAAGCAACUACCCAAGGGCACUUAUGUCCGCCUCAGACCCCUCGAAGCCGGCUACGACCCCGACGACUGGAAGUUGCUUCUCGAACGCCAACUGCGCGAAAGCUACACAACCCUCACAAAAAAGACAGUCCUGUCCGUUCGCGGUGUCAAGGGCGAAGAUUUUAAGUUUUUGGUCGACAAAUUCUUGCCAGAAGGCGACGGUAUUUGCGUGGUUGAUACAGAUUUGGAGGUGGAUAUCGAGGCUUUGAAUGAGGAGCAGGCCCGUGAAACUAUGCGCCAGAUCAUGGCCAAAGCUCAGCCUGAUACUGCCAAUGGAAGCUCAAAAGGAGGCGAGAUCGACGUAUGGAAGCCUGCCAACGGCCAGGUCUUGCAAGGGGAAUACGUCGAUUACGAACUACCCUCCUGGGACCGCACCCGGCCCUUGACUAUCGAGCUUUCCGAGCUCCCUCACCCCGAUCGAAUCGACCUAUUUGUCAGUCCGAAAUCAUCACGACAGCGAGCACGACCACGGAACUCCGAGUACGUCUUUGGCAACUUCAAUCCUGCCGAAGACGGCAUCAAGUCCAUCACGAUACAACCCACCAAUGUCGAAAUUGAGGCUGCUGAGGAGCUUCUCAUUUCAAUCUAUUGCUACCCGCUGACAAAGUCUCUCGAAGGAAGCCCGACACUUGUCGCAACAUCAACUGUGGUCGAACCCUACAUGGUGUUGGAUCUGCUGGAGCUGUUGGUGCCGGAACAGCGAUGGGCCAGGGACCUGGUAAUGAUCUUGGUCUCUGCUCCUUGUGCUUCGGCCCCCUCUACGUCAGCAUGCACGACCCAGAAGGCAAAGCUCUCCGGCGACGCAUCGAGAGAAGAUACCUCAGCCAGCUGAUGACGGGUUGUGGGAAAAAGUGGUGUGGAAACGAGUGGUGCAAGUCAGGGAGGACAAAUCUUGGACUUGAAGCGAAGGGUGGCAGCGCGCAGGCCGCUCUUCCGCUUGUGAAGCCACUCGUGCAAAGUAUUCCCGAAUUGAAAGACCCCAUGCACUUUUGUGUGGACCAGUCUUCACAACGACGGAGGAAACUGGCAGAAAUGCUAGCGGGUGAGGGCGUAUGGGAGUUUGAAUGGUGCAUUGCUGCAUGUGAGGCAAGUACGGGAGAUUUGGAUAAAUCGCGAGAAUGGCUGAACAAUUGGGCGCCUACUAGAUAGAGAAUGCGGAAGGCAUCUAGCAUUUUGGGGAGACAUCGAGAGAAAUUCACGGGCGUUAGCGGGUAUAGAGCAUUGUUGAUACCACAUAGACACGAAAAGGCGUAUUUGAGACCGGAU
Molecule: messenger RNA, 1775 nt
Organism: Colletotrichum godetiae
Lineage: Eukaryota; Fungi; Ascomycota; Sordariomycetes; Glomerellales; Glomerellaceae
Product: ubiquitin fusion degradation protein UFD1-domain-containing protein
Exons: 2
Coding region: 1-1341 (446 amino acids)
Cellular component (GO): VCP-NPL4-UFD1 AAA ATPase complex
Molecular function (GO): polyubiquitin modification-dependent protein binding
Source: RefSeq, a predicted model, not a curated record